Leptidea sinapis is the source of this 1217-nucleotide messenger RNA. Its product is annotated as retinaldehyde-binding protein 1-like. The transcript is spliced from 7 exons. The coding region runs from base 93 to 1004 and encodes 303 amino acids. NCBI's taxonomy places the organism in Eukaryota, Metazoa, Arthropoda, Insecta, Lepidoptera, Pieridae. Gene Ontology annotation, cellular component: membrane. The record is from RefSeq and is a predicted model, not a curated record. Gene Ontology annotation, molecular function: phosphatidylinositol bisphosphate binding.
CUCUGCGAUACAAGUAGCACUCAGUAUCGUGAAUUGUGACAAGUGGAGUGGUCGCUGUUCGCACGCGUGUUCCGGAAAAAUUUACGGACAAGAUGCCAAUGGAUGGGGAAGAGUUUCCUCUCGAAGAGGAGUACAAAAAGGACACUGGUAUAAAAGAAGAUGACAUCAAGGAUUUGCGACGCUGGCUGAGGACUCAGCCACAUUUGCCUGAGAAAUAUAUCACAGACCUGGAUCUGAUCUUGGCGUACCACGCCUGUGACCGCAGCUCCAGCGUUACCAAGGAUGUGUUGGACCUACACUACACCCUCAAGACGCUCUUCACACCCUACUUCAAGGACAGGACCCUCGACGAUAGCGUUCAACAGACGCUGAAAACUGUAUUGAUGACUACGCUGCCGAUGCGAACCAAAGAAGGCUAUGUUAUAUUCUAUACGCAUCUUCUUAAUUACGAUGCCAAAUAUUUUAACUACGGAGAGGCUGUUAAGGCGGUGAUUAUGGUGUUAGAUGCGUCUCAACACGAACAGGGCACGUGGCCAGGCAUGCUGCUUGCUAUAGAUUUUGAGGGUCUGACAUUACGACACAUGACUAAAAUUGAUCUUCAAAAUUUGCAAAGAUUUCUAUACUUUUUACAGGAAGCCAUCCUGGUGAAAGUAAAAGGGCUCCACUUCCUAAACGCGCCCCCAUUUAUCGACAAAUUGCUGAUGAUGGCCAAGCCGUUCUUGAAGAAGGAGUUAAUGGACAUGCUCGGGUUUCAUGUAACCGGCUCCAAAGAAGUUGAGAACAUUCUACCGAUAGAGGCAUUGCCUAAAGACUUUGGCGGUAGUUAUAAGACCUCAGAGGAAUGCGCAGAAGACGUGGUGAAUCUCUUACGUCGUAACGAGCAGUAUUUCGCGGAAGACGGCAAAAAGCGCGUGACAGAGUCCCUGCGGCCCGGCAAGCCCCCCGCCCUCGGGAACAUGUUCAGUGGCCUGGAGGGCUCCUUCAAGAAACUGGAUAUUGACUGACAUCGAAUGCUCCAUAGGCGGUGCAAUACCUAUCUCACUUACCAGGGUUGGCCUGAUAUAGAAUUUACCGCACUUACAAUGAAGUAACUACAAUUUUAUUUAUUUUUUGAACAAUUUUUAGUUUAUUUUAUACUUUUAUUAUACUCCAAGCGCUGGUGAUUGUUAUAAAGAAGAAUUAUAAGAAAUUAAGUAAAAUAAAUUUUGUUUUUAUUU